UGCGCCGCCCGUUGCCUAUUGGCCCACGGCCCUGUCGCUCAGGGCUCGGUCCCUACUUCCGCUUCUUUCCUCCAUUUCCUGUAGGCGCCGGCCGAGCGGAGCGAAGCGGGGAGUGAGGUCUGCGAUUUUCCCGUUUCCAUCGUACAGACAGCUCUACUGCCAAGAUGGUCAAUGUGCCUAAAACCCGAAGGACUUUCUGUAAGAAGUGUGGGAAGCAUCAGCCUCACAAAGUGACCCAGUAUAAGAAGGGGAAGGAUUCCCUGUAUGCCCAAGGGAAGAGGCGCUACGAUAGGAAGCAGAGUGGCUACGGUGGGCAGACAAAGCCGAUUUUCCGAAAGAAAGCUAAAACCACAAAGAAGAUUGUGCUGAGGCUUGAAUGUGUAGAGCCUAACUGCAGAUCAAAGAGGAUGCUGGCAAUCAAGAGAUGCAAGCAUUUUGAACUGGGCGGAGAUAAGAAGAGAAAGGGCCAAGUGAUCCAGUUCUAAGCUUUUAUCUUUGAGAGGAAAAUGUUAAAGCGGUAGAAAAAUUACCUGUAUGAAAAUAAAUGCAGUGUUACUCUUACUCA
Molecule: messenger RNA, 565 nt
Organism: Pipistrellus kuhlii (Kuhl's pipistrelle)
Lineage: Eukaryota; Metazoa; Chordata; Mammalia; Chiroptera; Vespertilionidae
Gene: RPL36AL
Product: ribosomal protein L36a like
Exons: 2
Coding region: 165-485 (106 amino acids)
Biological process (GO): translation
Cellular component (GO): cytosolic large ribosomal subunit; ribosome
Molecular function (GO): structural constituent of ribosome
Source: RefSeq, a predicted model, not a curated record